Anopheles funestus (African malaria mosquito) is the source of this 3309-nucleotide messenger RNA. RefSeq names its product nephrin-like. Bases 2081 to 3166 code for a protein of 361 amino acids. The transcript has 5 exons. The record is from RefSeq and is a predicted model, not a curated record. Lineage: Eukaryota; Metazoa; Arthropoda; Insecta; Diptera; Culicidae.
AAAGAUAGUCUAUACCAAGUUCAGAGGUGUCAAACCCAUUAACGUUUGUGUAGAAUAUUCUCAACAGACAAAUAUUUAAAUUCAUCCAUAACUGACUAAUAAAUUAUCUGGUAAUUUAGGUUAAAAUUAUGGUUAAAUUAUCAAUCAUUUGACAUGUACGAUAUGGUUGAUUUAGGGUUUGCUAAUAUUUUUCCUUAAAUUAAUUUAUGAGUAAAUGAAACAGUAAAUUAAGUGAAAAUCUUUCACUGGGCGAAUACAAAUACACUUUUUUUUAUUGCCUCAUUGCACAUUCCUUAUUCGCUUCUCAUAAAAAUGUGCGGCAAAGAAUUUCAUUUUAAUAGAUUGAAUUUUAAAACUGUACAUUCAAAAAAAGAACGAUUUGAUCUUUGAUGACAUGACCUUUAAACAACAUGCAUAAAUAACGAUAACAACACUGAAAGAUAAAUUUUGAACCAAAUGUAGUUCCACUACAUCGCGGCACUUUAUGCAGCAAAUGAUGUCAUAAUCAUUGGCAAUCGAUUCUUUGCUAUCAUACCGCUCCAAUCGUUCUCUUUUGACUUCUUUUGUCCACGGAAAAGAAUUCUGUUGGUCGAUCCAUUAAGAAGAGGUCAGAAUUAGAAAUGAAACCCCUGCGUACCCGUAACGGGGGUAAACAUUAUACUACCACAAAACGUUAGCAUCAUUGGUGAGAUUGAAUUUAAUCGGCCUUGCUUGAGAGUGAAAAAAAAACACACGCAAACAAACACCUCUAAAGCGGUCACUUGUGUGUGGUUCAAAACUGCCGCCAAGCGUACCAUUUUGCUUUAACAACGGCAGCGACCGAAGGUACCGACCGGUAGCAUUUCGCCCAUCUAACGAUCAGCACCGAUCGAUGCAAUCGACCCGGACCACCGGUACCAUAAAACGAUAAAAAAUACUUCCUUCCGUCCACCGCCACCGGUUGAAGGAUGCGUUGGAAAGCAGUUUUAGCACGUUUGCGUAUUCCCCUGCGUUGGAAUCUUCGCGAAUCCUUCCAGCACGCAAGCCCAGCUGUUUGAAAUAAAAAUCUGAAAACUCCACCACCAGUACCGCAUAUAGAGCCCCCCCAACCCCCACCUUCCUCUCUUCCCUCCUAUUGGCAUGGCAAUCCCAACAAAACCGUUUCACGGCCCUUCCGGCACGAGAAUCGUGGGUCUAUAGCACCAUAAAAACACAGCCUUUAUGGGACUCGUUAGAACUUUAGAUUGCCGAAAUUUAAAUUCCACCCCAAUCCAUAUCAAAUGAGGGGAAGUGGGAGGAUUUUGGGGUGGAAGGGAGUCGAUGGAAAUCGGCGACAUCGCACAACCGGUUCCAAACAAGCAAACCAAAACAAAUAAUUAACGAGAAAACGACCCGAUCGCUACAAAAGAAGGAAGACCGUACGGAAUUACAAGACAGUUUGAGACGGACGGUGGCUAAAACCAAAGGAAAUCAGUAAGGUCUGGUGCUUUACUAAAACAUUUAUUUCUUUUCAAUUCCGAUGCUGAUUCAGAUGGCGCUUUGUUUACACACGUAUUUUAAUGUCGUCGAUUGUCAACAAGAUUGACAUUAGACAACGACUACGAGUAGCCAUGCCACCGGUUUCGAAUCCGGGAGGUACGGGUAGAGAAAAAUUGAUCAAAUUAAUAUGCACCAGCGGGACGGAAUUUUGCCAACAUUCAUCAAUGUUACCUCUCCUUCGGUGAGGACCGUCCGAAUGUAGCGUAAUUAACACCAUCUAAUCUGCCCGCUGCUGCUGGCAAGAGGCACCAGACCGAAGAUAGUAUGAAGUUCCUUCUGGUAAACGUUUAGUGAAACCGGUCAUCGCCACCGGAGAAGAUGAAACGAUGAAGAUCUGAUCCGGAACUGUGGCGAUCUUAAUGACGUGUGGCGUUUUUCGAUUUGGGAGCCAGAAUUUAAAAGCUCGCGGUGCGACCAUUCAGAAGCUCAGUUCAGUUCAGCGGUUCGGUGUUGCAGGAGGUGUUCGUGAACUUUUUUGGCAAAGAGAUUUCGAGUUUGACUAUCAGUAGGCAAAGCGAAUUCUCGUGCUAAUUCAGAAACGUAAAAACAACUGUGCAUCGAAAUGAAGCGUGUUGCAGUGUUUGCUGUGGUUCUAAGUGCAUUUUUUAGAUGCAACCAUGCAAUACAGGUGAUAACGGAACCAUCCGGACAAGUGACCGUGGCAGAAGGACAACAAAAUGUGAACUUGUUGUGUCUUGUUGAAGAGCCCAUGGAUUUUUGCAUAGUAAAAGUUCCUGGAGCUCCAGCGCCGUUUGCUGCCAGUGACAAACUGCCCGCGCCGGUUGAGGGCAUUAAAUUUUACGGACUUGGCUGGAGCAAGGGAUCCUGUGGUAUCACGAUCGAUACAAUCAAACCUACUCACGAUGGACCGUUUGAAUGCACCGUGUCCGUAAAGGGUCAGACGUACAAGGGCCAGAUCGACAUAUCGGUCUCAGGUGAAGCAGUUGCACCCGAGCCACCGAAGAUCGAGCUAGCGAGCAACGUUGACAGUCGUAACGGUGAAUUUGAGUUCGGCAAGAAGGUCACCAUGAAGUGCGUCUCCCGUAACGGAUGGCCGGGCGCUAAGCUGUCAUGGUAUCUUGACGGUGUGAAGCUGACGGACGAUGUUGGUGCGGAGUUCUCCGAAACUGCUAACCGACGCACCACUGUUCAGCAAAUCUAUCGACGUGCGAUUGCUGUUGAAGAUAACCGGAAGCAGGUGACAUGCCGUGCCGAACAUUCUGCCUAUCCGGGUGGAUUUAUGGAAACUAGUUUGCCGAUCAAGUUGAAGAAAGUGUACACUAAUGAAAAACAAGAACCGCAAAAGGAAGCCCUUACAGAGCUGAUUAAGCCCAGAGCUCCACAGCUGAUCGUUUCCAGUGAAGUUGCGCAACGUAAUGGAGCAUUCAAGGCAGGAAGCAAUCUGGUAGUACAGUGCGUCUCGAAGGAUGGCAAUCCACCAGCAGGAUUCUUGUGGUUCCUCAAUGAUCAACUGAUUUACGAAGGUCUUUCAGCACCGUUUAUCAGUCGGAACAUCCGAGGCAACACGGUACAGCAAACGCUUACCUAUCGUCUCAAGCCGGCCGACGAUGGUAAGAUGCUGAUCUGCAAAGCGCGCCAUCCGGAGGGAAGUGAAGAGACGCGACUAAAAGUCAGUACCUACAACUAGAACACCCGCCGCAGCUCUCUUACUACGCAGCGUAAAUUGACGAAGAAUAGGAAUUCAUUUUGAGCACCACCUUGUUUUAUGAUUAACGAUCUUGUUUACAUAUGUCUCAAUAAAAUGUUAUUGAUUUAAAUUUAUUUGAUAAA